This is a messenger RNA of Eruca vesicaria subsp. sativa (arugula), 1777 nucleotides long. Lineage: Eukaryota; Viridiplantae; Streptophyta; Magnoliopsida; Brassicales; Brassicaceae. The record is from the annotation of a GenBank genome assembly.
AAUUUCUCAGCAAAAGCCACAAAAUUAUUCUAUUUAUCCAAAUCUCUCAAACACUGAAAAGUGAACAAAAGGAUUAAAAAGUGAGAGAAUGAAUAAAACGUACUAUCUUAUAUUUCUUCUCUUCUUUGCUGCAUCGUAUUCAUCACCGGGCAUUGCAGAUCCCGUGCAUGUCUACGAAGACUUCGUCGGAUGUUUCAAAAACAAGACAAACAUCUCAGACAAGGAUCUAACCGACGUCGUUUUGUCCCAUACUAGCGUUUCGUACACCCCUGUCCUACGCGCAUACAUCCGAAAUGCUCGUUUCAACACCUCCUCGACGCCGAAACCGUCGGUCAUCGUGCUGCCACGUGUCGACUCCCAGGUUCAAGCCGCCGUGGUCUGCACCAAAACGCUGAAUCUCCAGCUGAAGAUCCGGAGCGGCGGUCACGACUACGACGGUCUCUCCUACGUCGCCGCCGUAACGUUCAUCGUCCUCGAUCUCUCUAACUUCCGAAACAUCACCGUCGAUAUGAACGAGGACGGAGGAUCCGCUUGGGUACAAACCGGAGCCACGCUCGGUGAGCUUUUCUACAGGAUUUGGGAGAAGAGCGAUGUACACGCUUUCCCCGCCGGAAUCUGUCCUACCGUCGGCGUCGGAGGACACGUAAGCGGCGGCGGAUACGGGCACAUGAUUCGGAAGUUCGGUCUCACGGUAGAUUACGUCGUUGACGCUACCAUCGUCGACGCUAAAGGCCGAGUUCUUGAUCGGAAAGCGAUGGGGGAGGAUCUCUUCUGGGCGAUACGAGGUGGCGGAGCCGGAAGCUUCGGCGUCGUUUUGGCUUUCAAGGUGAAACUCGUGGAGGUUCCUAAAACCGUCACCGUCUUCAGGGUAGAUAGAUCGUCGGACCAAAAUGCCCUCGACAUGGUCCAUAAAUGGCAGUUCGUGGCUCCAAGAACAGACCCUGGUCUGUUCAUAAGAGUUUUGUUAGCCUCUCCGACCAAGAACAAGACACAAACGGUGAACGCUAAGGUAAGAGCUUUGUAUUUGGGAAAGGCUAACGACGUCGUUUCAAUGAUGGCGAAGGAGUUCCCUGAGUUGGGUCUAAAGAUAGAGGAUUGUAAGGAGAUGACGUGGAUCCAGUCACUCUUGUGGUGGAUGAACCACAAAGACGUGGAGAAAGUCAAAACUGGAUGUUUUACUCGAAAGGGAACCGGACUCGGCUAAAUUUCUCAAGAGGAAAUCGGAUUACGUGGAGAAGGAGAUUACCAAACCGGAACUAAACCGGUUGUUUCAGCAACUGGCGGUAUUAGAUAGAACCGGUUUGGUUUUGAAUCCAUACGGAGGGAAUCUAAACGCGACCGCAACGAACGCAACGGCGUUUCCGCAUAGGCACAAACUAUACAAAAUCCAACAUUCAACGACUUGGUCUGAUGCUGGACCAGAGGCGGACAGGCUUUACGUUGGUAAUUUAAGAACAACCUAUCGAAUCGUGACCCCGUUCGUGUCGAAAAACCCUAGGAGCUCGUAUUUGAACUAUAGGGAUGUCGAUAUCGGGGUUAAUGAUCAUGGAGCGGAUAGUUACCGAAAGGGGGAAAUCUACGGAAGGAAGUAUUUUGGGGAGAAUUUUGAUCGGUUGGUUCGGGUGAAAACCGAUGUAGAUCCGGAUAAUUUCUUUAGGAAUGAGCAGAGUAUACCAACCUUACCUCAUAAGAGAAGGUAGACAACUUUAGCUCAUGUGACUAUUGUAACUAAUCCUUAAUGUUACUUCAUGAAACUUGGAAUAAAUUUGUUUUCUAA